Molecule: messenger RNA, 704 nt
Organism: Salvia hispanica
Lineage: Eukaryota; Viridiplantae; Streptophyta; Magnoliopsida; Lamiales; Lamiaceae
Source: RefSeq, a predicted model, not a curated record
AUGCCUCCCAUAUGUACAUUAACUAUAAGAAAAGAGGAUAUUAUCUGCUCCCAUUUAACCGUCUCUCUCUCAAACCCCCUCUCGAAAAAUCCCUUACUAUGCGGCGAGAACUAUCUCAAGAUCUGCAGUUUUCACAAUCUUUCCAUUGAAAUCGGGAUCCCGAUCACGAUCCCAACCCUGACCUAUCUCCCAACCCUGUCGGUUGGAGCAGACUCUACGGAGACUCCAACUUGGACUCUAGUGAGUAACCCGGAGGGUGGGGCUGGGGCGGUGAGUGUGGCUGAUGUGUCCGGUGUGAGUAACCCGGAGGGUGGGGAUGUGGCUGAUGCUUCGUUAUAUAGUGAAGCGGCGGCCUUGGCUCUCAAGGUGAAGAAAUUUAAUGGUUUCCAAGGUGAAGACCCACCACAACUCUAUUCUCUGGUUGGCAAAAAAUUGAUCAAGCAAGUCAAAAAGAUGCUGGAGGGAGUUGGAGGAUGCGGCUGCAGAGCGGUCCCUGAAACGCCGGGAGUCAGAUGAUGUGGCUGAUGCGGCUAUGGAGCGGUCCCAGAAACGCAGGCAGCUCGGAGACGGAGAUGGAGACUGAUCUGAUCAACUAUCUUGCAUUAGACUUUCAAUUUUCAAAUUUCGCAGACUUGACUUGUGUAUUUUGAUAUUAGUCGACUCCUUCCAUUAUCAUAUUAUCUUCCUGACUUAGACUUCUUUAA